Closterium sp. Yama58-4 is the source of this 1176-nucleotide messenger RNA. NCBI's taxonomy places the organism in Eukaryota, Viridiplantae, Streptophyta, Zygnematophyceae, Desmidiales, Closteriaceae. The record is from the annotation of a GenBank genome assembly.
AUGGCACUGGCCCACCACGACUUGACUCGCCCAUACCUGCAUCAUCGCGUGGAGCUGGCUAACUCAAUCGCAUCGCGUCUCAUCCCUGCGUUAUCCGCCAUUCGUCUGUCCCCGUCCGUCCGCAAGCUGGAUCUUGUUUGCGAGCCCACUAAUUUAGCCGCGACUUCAGCAGCCACAUCGCAUUCACGAUCCGAUCUACUGACCAGCUCUGCGCUCCGUGUAAGAGGCUCGAUCAAACGCGGCACCUCUGCAACACGGUCUUCAGCGGCAGCGUCGGAUCAUCCAGGAUCGGUGGAGCGAUUCGCGGAAGAUAGCGAAGGCGGAAGCUCUGGCUGUGGCGGAGCAGCAGUAGUUAACGUGCUGGAUCGGGGGACUAGCGCAGAAGAGGCGUCGCCGCUUUUAGAGCGCAGAGGAAACGCGCUGGGGGAGUCGCGGGACGGCUUUUUCUGGAGCGAUUCAGAAGACGAGGCAGGGGAAAGGCGUGAAAAUGGCGGUGGCGAUGGCGACGGCGGGAAUGCGAUGCGCGACACUCACCCGACCACUUCGUCAUCUUCGUCGUCGUCGUCGCGACUGUUGCACGUGUUGUCCGUCAUCAACGACAGUACCAAGUGGGUGGCGACAGUCGCGACAGCCGUGACUGUGAUCGCGACGCACAACCGAGCCGCGGCGUGGUUCGUGGUGGGCGCCGUGCUUAACGUCGCCAACGGCAAGGCGCUCAAGCGCAUUCUCCGCCACGAGCGCCCCGAGACGGCGCGCGGAAAGAAGGCGGACCCCGGCAUGCCGUCGUCGCACGCGCUGAGCCUGUCGUACCUCUCCGUCUAUGGCGCUGUUGCAGCUCUGCAGCGCUUCGGCAUGACACCUUACACCAUAACCGGCGCCUCCCUACUGGUUUCUCUUGCCGCCUUCUUGGCCAUACUGCGAGUGGUUCUAGGCCUGCAUACGCCCGCACAGAUAGCUGUGGGCUGGGUAAUGGGCACAGCUGUGGCCCUCCUCUGGUCGCACGCUGCUUCCUCUCUCCCACAGCUGCCGUUUCUGCAGCAACAUGCGGCAUGGGUGGAUGCGGGUGUGGUAGUGGCGGGAAUGGUGAUGUUUUCGCUCUUUGUGCUGGUGGAAGUGCGGAAAUGGCUUGCCAAGGCUGGAGGAGGGGUGAUGCGACAGAGGGGGGAGAAGGGAUGA